Schistocerca piceifrons (Central American locust) is the source of this 3561-nucleotide messenger RNA. Its product is annotated as ATP-dependent RNA helicase DHX30-like. Gene Ontology annotation, cellular component: nucleus; intracellular anatomical structure; cytoplasm. The record is from RefSeq and is a predicted model, not a curated record. The transcript has 17 exons. Bases 57 to 3485 code for a protein of 1142 amino acids. Lineage: Eukaryota; Metazoa; Arthropoda; Insecta; Orthoptera; Acrididae. Gene Ontology annotation, molecular function: G-quadruplex RNA binding; ATP binding; DNA helicase activity.
UAGUAGUGUGUUGUGUAUAGAGGCAUUUAAAUCAGGGAGAGGGAACAUAAAGUGAAAUGAGUGGUUUAUUGUGUAGCAGGGUGUUUCAAUCAGUUGACAGUUGUUGGAGCUUAAGGACUUUGACAAUAAUGUCCAGGCAACUUCGUUUUUCCGCUUGCCAUUGCAGUUCGGUGGAUCAUAAAGAAGUAUCAAAGGAUAAACAAGAUCAAGUGCCCAAGAGUGUUCUAAAUAAUAUUUCUGCCAAGAUAAAGUCACGUUUGAAUGUAGAAAUGAAUCCACAGUACAAGGAUAAUUUGGUGUCUAAUGUUUGGGAGUCAUCUUUAACUAUUAACUGGCCAGACUUGAUACAAACAGUGGGAAGAGGAAAUUCAAAAAGUCAGGCUCAGCAUGAAGCUGCCCAAUUAGCUCUGAGUUUAUUGAAACAAAAAAAUAUAGUAGGUGAAGAUGGGAACCUCCAACCAGUACGAAAAAUCAUGUCACUUUAUACAUUAGAUGAUAAAAUUUCGGCUUCCAAGAAUAAGAAAAAUAAAACAUCAGAAGUUUCUAUUGCACAGCUGAAAAAUGAAAAAAUAUUGGUGGACAGAAACAUUAACUCAUCACAUAAGUCGGAGACAUCUGUCUGUAAGGCAGUGUUAGAAAUGGUUGCUAGGCGUUUCCCACAACCAAAAGCUACUCUUCAUAACGUAUUUGCGGAAGUGGCGCACCACUUACGCAGUGAUGCUUAUUGUGCAAUCCCCAGUUACAGUCGCAUGAAGGACUCAUGGCAGUGUUCAUACCAUUUACGGUGGCCCUCCCAUGCAGUGUUUUCUGGAGAAGGACAUACCAAAUCUCAAGCUGCUAAAAUUGCUGCGCUGUAUGCUCUUAAUUGGCUUACUGCACAGGGACGACUGCUGAAAGAUGGAACUCCCUGUAUUGAAAGAAGAAUGGAGAUGCCACCUCCACCUCUUGUUGCUUUGCCAUCUGAGUUUGAACGACAGUUAAAUACCCUUCACACUUACUUUCAGUGUGUCAAGAAUACAAUAGCUGAUGUCACUGAAAGUUGCACAGAAGUAUCACAAGAUGCCGAUACUGUGGACACUGAAAUUGGUACUGUCACUCAAACCUUCAGCUUUAAUAUUAAAAAUGAAACUGUAUUCAAAAAUCGAAGUUCUGAACUUCAAAGAAGACUUGAAAGAAGAAUGAAGAUGGGAAGCAGAAAAUCUGAACUUCCGAUUUACCAGUUUAGGGAACAGUUGUUAGAACUCCUGGAAAAUAAUAGAGUUCUCAUAAUCAGAGGAGAAACUGGCUGUGGGAAAAGUACUCAAGUUCCACAAUUCAUAUUUGAUGAUUGGAUUAAGAAAGGCCAUGGAUCUGAGUGUACUGUAGUUGUAACUGAACCAAGAAGAAUUGCAGCAAUCUCUCUUGCUGAAAGAGUUGCUGAAGAGAGAGAUGAGCGGGUUGGUGAUACAGUAGGUUACCAUGUAAGAUUGCAGUCACGUAUGCCACAAGGACCAGGAGGUCUCCUGUAUAUGUCAUCAGGCAUGCUUCUUCACCAUUUGCAGAAAAAUUCAGUUUUGACUGGUGUCACACAUGUGAUAUUAGAUGAAGCUCACGAACGUGACACCAAUAUUGAUGUGUUAGCCAUUCUACUGCGUCGUGCAUUAUUGCAUAACCCCGAACUGCAUGUUAUUGUCAUGAGUGCCACUAUUGAUGCUUCUCUCUUCCAAAAUUACUUUGAUGCUCCCCUUAUGGAGGUACCGGGCUUCACAUUUCCAGUUACAGAACAUUUUUUGGAUGAUCUUGUUUCACAAAAUGUGUUGAAAAAAUUACCUGAUUCAACAGUGCCUUGCGUAGAUGUAGAUCUUGUGUGUACUGUAAUAGACUGGCUUCACCAAAACAAAGGUGAAGGGGCAAUAUUAUGCUUUCUGCCUGGUUGGGCAGACAUAAAAGCAGUAUUGGAAAAGGUGAACAAAAUAAUGAAUAAAAGUGAACUGUUUGUUGUGCCUGUGCAUUCUCGAAUUUCUUAUACUGACCAGCAGAAAAUAUUCAGCAGACCACCACCUGGCAUUCGUAAGAUCAUUCUUGCAACAAACAUUGCAGAAACAAGCAUUACUGUGAAUGAUGUAAAGUAUGUUGUGGACACAGGAUUACACAGGGAACAAAGGUUAAGCAGUGACAGUGGAACAUCCAGCAUAGGCAACAGAUGGAUAUCAAAAGUAAAUGUGAAACAGAGACGUGGUAGAGCUGGUCGCCUCCAGCCAGGCGAGAGCUUUCAUCUCUUCGAUAAAAAGCACUUUGAAUCUAUGGAUGACUAUCCCCUUCCAGAAGUACUGAGAGUUCCACUGGAAAAAACUAUUUUGUAUUGUAAGGGGUUGGUUAAAAAUCAAAAAGCAGCACAAUUCUUAUCAGAGAUGCCUGAACCACCGAGUGAAGAUGCAAUUCAAUUGGGUGUGUCAGAAUUAGUUGCCAUAGGAGCUCUAGAUGAUGAUGAAAAUUUGACAGCUCUUGGAAAACGAAUAAUGAAUUUCCCAACACACCCUAAACUUUCAAAGGUGCUGGUCAAUGCAGCAGUAUUGAGGUGUACACAACCAGUGCUUACCAUUACAACAGUUCUCAGUGGAGAAGUGGAUCUAUUUCAAGGUGCCCUCACAGAAAAGGAUCACAUCCGUGAAACUAAAAGAGAGCACCAUUCAACAAGUGAUCAUAUUGCCCUGUGGAAAAUACAUAGAAUGCUAUGGCAAAUGAAAACUGGGGAUUUCAGAAGCCUUUGUCAGCAAUAUGAACAUAAAUGUUCCCCAGCAUUGACCUUAUUGCCAAAUGGUGUUGGGAAGAGAGGGUUGAAUAAACUGUUUUCGGAAUAUCUGUAUGAAUGUAAGAUACUUUGUCAUUCUGAGAAGCUUACUGAUGAUGCCUCACCAUGUAAUAAAUAUCAGCUUCAUGAUGAAUUGGUAAAGGCUGUGUUAAUGUCAGGCCUGGGAAAUUUACUAGUCAAGCGCAACUGGAAAAUUAUGAAUGGUCGCAUAGUAAAAGAUACAAAUCUCACAGUCACAGAGCUUGAGCAGCAUGCUACCAUAACACCAGACAGUGUUAAUUACAAGCAUUGUGAUAACUCAAGCCCAUAUCUUACACAUUUCAAUGAAAUAAAGUCUCUCGAAAGAAGAUCUUUGUUAAUUAGAGAGUCUUCUGUUGUAUCUCCACUGUGUGUCAUCCUAUUUAAGCCAGGAGAACUUGUAGCAGAAAAGUAUGAAGCUUCCUCCUGUGGCAACUCUACAGUGAAAGGCAACAGUUAUGUGGUCCUUUCAUUGAAAUCAAAAGGAACUGUCAAAAUGUUGUGUGAAAAGAGGGAUGCAGAGCAGUUGCAGACUCUCAGAACCAUCAUUUGGUGGGUUUUAGAUUACUACAUUAGAAACGAAGGAGCCUCAGGAAAUGAAUGCAAUAGGACUGUUGACAAGUUCCGGGAGUUUUUGCUUAAAGUAUUAGUAGAUGUUCUUGCAUACAAGAAAUAAACAGAUUAAGAGUGAUCAUCAGGAUCUUGUAAAUAUUUUUGUUAUGUGUCAAAAUGUAAAUGAUGUUACAAAUGUA